Aspergillus melleus is the source of this 1185-nucleotide messenger RNA. Its product is annotated as FAD-binding oxidoreductase. Gene Ontology annotation, cellular component: mitochondrion. Gene Ontology annotation, molecular function: D-lactate dehydrogenase (cytochrome) activity; D-lactate dehydrogenase (NAD+) activity; FAD binding. The record is from RefSeq and is a predicted model, not a curated record. Gene Ontology annotation, biological process: lactate catabolic process. NCBI's taxonomy places the organism in Eukaryota, Fungi, Ascomycota, Eurotiomycetes, Eurotiales, Aspergillaceae. The coding region runs from base 1 to 1185 and encodes 394 amino acids. The transcript is spliced from 4 exons.
AUGGCUUCAUAUGCAGUUCCAGCGCUGAAUGCAACAUCCCCAACUGUACCACUCCUCACAGAAUUUUACCAUUCGGGUAUCCCGAUUCGUCUAUCUGGUGCAGCAGAAAAUGCCAAGUUUAGGUACAGAAACAACAGCACGGUAUCCGGAAUCACGUCACGAGAGGAAGACCUUCCGGUGUUACCGCCAGGCGUUGAUAGAUCCCAGUUCAAUGCAGCUAUUACAGAGCUUGAGCGCCUAGUAGGCUCAAAGAAUGUCGUGCUGAACAACAAGCCUUUAAAUGAUGGAUGGUAUAUGGAACACCCAAACACCCACGACGCAUUCCAUCUUCUUGAUCCAAGCAACACAGUCAGUUCCGCCGCGGUAUACCCCAGUUCAACGGAAGAAGUAGCCUCGGUGGUCAAAUGGGCCAACCGAUUCGAAAUCCCUCUGUGGCCGAUCUCCAUCGGACGGAAUCUGGGAUAUGGAGGUGCAGCCCCGCGCGUGCGCGGAAGCGUCGUCGUCGAUCUGGGUAGACGCAUGAACAAAGUAUUGAAGAUCGAUCCUGUGCAGUUUUGCUGUCUCGUCGAGCCGGGGGUGUCGUACUUUAAGCUGUACGAGGAGCUGCAGAAAUCGGGAUAUCCGUUGUGGAUCGACACGCCUGAUAUUGGCGGUGGAUCGGUCUUGGGGAAUGCAGUGGACCGGGGGAUGGGAUAUACCCCGAUGGCGGAUCAUUUUGCAAAUCAUUGCGGAUUAGAAGUAGUUCUUCCCAAUGGGGAAGUCCUUCGAACCGGCAUGGGUGCUCUGCCCGGUCCUAAUGGCCAGGAUAAUCCGACCUGGCAGGCUUUCCAGUAUGGAUACGGGCCCUACAUCGAUGGCAUCUUCACGCAAUCCAACUUUGGCAUCGUGACAAAGAUGGGCAUGUGGCUGAUGCCGGAGACCCAUCAUCUUACUCUCCUAGUUACAUUCGCCGAAGAGGAUGAUCUUGCCAACAUAAUCGAAGUCAUACGGCGGUUAAUGGCGCGGAAGAUUAUUGAGGGUUCCCCUCAACUCCGACAUGUCAUUCAGGAACUCACUGCGACGGGCAAGAAUCGGAGUGAAUUCUACGCCGGGGAUGGACAAGUCCCACAGCAGGUGAUCCGCCAACAUGCGUCAAUACUGCCAUGUGGUGACUGCUCGUGGGUUCUCUACGGUAUGAAAUCAUGA